Molecule: messenger RNA, 1210 nt
Organism: Paramecium sonneborni
Lineage: Eukaryota; Ciliophora; Oligohymenophorea; Peniculida; Parameciidae
Source: the annotation of a GenBank genome assembly
AAAUGGGGAAUUGUUUCAAUUAAGAUGAGACUCAAAAUUCAUCAUUAAAAACAAUGAAAAAAGUGGAGAGUGUUUUAAGUUAACCAGAACAUGAGAAUGAAAGUGGAAAGAUAUGUUUGAAGGAUUUUCUUAGUUAAGGUGAAAUUGGCAGGGUUAUAAAUAUUAUUAGUAUAAAUAGGGUUAAUUUGGUAAAGUUUUGAAGGUGAAAAUGAAAUCUAAUUAAAAGGAAUAUGCAAUGAAAGUUAUAAAGAAAGCAGACAUAAUAAAAUAUGGUUUAGUAAAUCAUACUAUGCUUGAAAAAAAUGUUUUAGAAUAUAGUAAUAAUCCAUUUGUAAUAAAAUUACAAUAUUCAUUUUAAACAGAACAAAAAUUAUAUUUAGUGAUGGAGUAUAAUUAAAUAAAUAGAAUUAGGUUAGUUAAUGGAGGGUAAUUAUUAAGAGUGAUGACAAAAUAACCUUAAAAACAUUUUUCAUUUAAUUAAGCGUAAUUUUGUGCAGCAGAAGUAGUUCUAGGUUUAGAAUAUAUGCAUGAAAAAUUGAAAGUAAUCUAUAGAGAUUUAAAACCAGAAAAUAUAUUAGUAACUGAGUAAGGACAUUUAAAAUUAACAGAUUUUGGAUUAUCAAAAAAAUAUGAAUCGUUAGAUAUGAAAUUCUUUACUGUAAUUAUUUGUAUUUUUCACUAGAUUAGAUAGCCGGUACUCCUGAGUAUCUGGCACCAGAAAUAUUAAAUAAUUCUGGCCAUAACUAUACAGUUGAUUGGUGGUGUUUAGGAAUAUUAAUAUAUGAAAUGUUGGUUGGAAAGACUCCAUUUAGAGAUAAAGCAAAUAAUUUUAGAAAUAUAGAAUAAUAAAUUAAAGAAUGUCAUAUCUAAUUUCCAGAUGAUAUGAAUCAAUAAUCUAAAGAUAUAAUUGCAUAGUUCUUAAAUAAAGAUCCAACUAAAAGAUUAGGUAAAUUAUUAUAUUUAAUAUUAAUUAGGACAUAAAUCUAUAUAAUAAAUUAAGGAUCAUUAAUUUUUCAAUGAAAUUAAUUGGGAAGAUCUUGCUAAUUUUAGAGUUAAAUCACCUAUUCUAGAAGGAGUUCAAAAAUUACAAUAAUAAAUAGCAAAAGAGGUUCCUAUAGCUAAAAAAAUAUUUGAGACUCCUUAAUCAUUAUUGGCUAAUCAAAAUACAUAAAAUUUUGAAGGAUUUUCUGUCAAUCAUGAUGAAUUUUGA